Messenger RNA from Megalopta genalis, 1286 nucleotides. Its product is annotated as leucine carboxyl methyltransferase 1. Gene Ontology annotation, molecular function: protein C-terminal leucine carboxyl O-methyltransferase activity. NCBI's taxonomy places the organism in Eukaryota, Metazoa, Arthropoda, Insecta, Hymenoptera, Halictidae. Gene Ontology annotation, cellular component: cytosol. Gene Ontology annotation, biological process: C-terminal protein methylation. The record is from RefSeq and is a predicted model, not a curated record.
ACACACAUAUAACAGUUAUAGCCAGUAUGGUCGUUUGUGCAGGUUUUCUUCCGUGAGUAGUGAGGUAGUACGGUGUUCUUGGCUAAAGAAUAAAACGCGAAAUAAUGAUUUGUCAUAACUGAGGUGAACCGAAGUCGGUGUAAUGAUUAAAGAUAUGGCUGAUGAUGGGGCCAUACAGGCCACAAACGAUGAUGCGAGUGAGUGUAAGAGGUACGCGGUGCAACUUGGUUACUGGUCCGAUCCAUUUAUCAACUUCUUCGUGAAACAAGCCGGACGAAAAGCACCUGAAAUCAACCGCGGUUAUUAUGCGAGAGUGAAAGGGAUUGAGGUGUUUGUCGACAAAUUUCUUAAGUUGUCUGGUGAGAAAAGCCAAAUCAUAAACUUGGGUGCUGGAUUUGAUACACUUUAUUGGAGACUUAAAGAAACAGGGAAAUGUCCAGCAAAUUUUAUAGAGCUUGAUUUUCCAAGUAUUACUGCUAGAAAAUGCUAUCACAUCAAGAAGAACAAACAGUUGAUAGAUAUGUUGAAUACAGAAGAUGGAGAAAUUAGGUUUUCAACAACAGAUUUGCAUGCCGCCAAUUAUCAUGUCAUGGGAACCGAUUUGCGGCACAUAUCUGAACUUACUAAUAAAUUAACACAAGGAGAAGUUAAUUUUAAUUUACCAACUAUGUUCCUUGCAGAAUGUGUCUUAGUGUAUAUAGACCCAAAUGCAGCUUCUGCAUUAUUAAAAUGGCUUGCUGCGAAAUUUCCAAAUAGUAUUUUCAUUAAUUAUGAACAAGUGAACAUGAAAGAUAAGUUUGGGCAAGUUAUGUUGUCUAAUUUACGUAGUCGUGGAUGUUUGUUAGCAGGUGUAGAAGACUGUGAGUCUUUGGAAACUCAACAAAGACGAUUUACACUAAAUGAUUGGGAAGGCUCUAAUGCAUGGACCAUGGUAGAGGUCUAUGAUUCACUGUCGCAAUCUGACCGUAGUCAAAUCGAGCAUAUAGAAAUGUUGGAUGAACGAGAGCUUUUAACUCAGUUAUUACAACAUUACUGUAUCUCGAUUGCUUGGAAUGGACAAACAUUUAAAAAUCUGUCUAUAGCACAGGGUUAGCUUUCCUAACUCUUAUAAGUUACUCCAGGUAGUAAUACCACAUCAUUAAAAAAAACUGUAUAAGCUUGUAACUAUGUGUGGCAACUAGUGAUGCAAAGUCAUUAUUUGUUCAUGGAAUGAAUAAGUUUAAUAUGUUUCUAAUUCAAUAUAUAUUUUUUUUUUUUUUUUUGGAAAUACAAAAUUUUAUGAACUA